Messenger RNA from Penicillium nucicola, 2205 nucleotides. RefSeq names its product dynamin family protein. Gene Ontology annotation, cellular component: membrane; cytoplasm; microtubule. The transcript has 3 exons. Gene Ontology annotation, molecular function: microtubule binding; GTP binding; GTPase activity. The coding region runs from base 1 to 2205 and encodes 734 amino acids. The record is from RefSeq and is a predicted model, not a curated record. Lineage: Eukaryota; Fungi; Ascomycota; Eurotiomycetes; Eurotiales; Aspergillaceae.
AUGGGUGCUAUAGAAAGACCAGAUUUGAGCGUUUCCAGUCUGGCUGGACAAAAUAUUGUGGUAGCCUCAGGUAUUGGCAAUGUGCCCAGCACCACAGCCUUGGAAGCAUUACAGACUUUGGAACAGCGCCAGGUUCUUGACACUGUGUCAGACUUGCGUAGGUGUGGACUCGACAACGUGCUGUCACUACCGCAACUAGUGGUCUGUGGCGAUCAAUCUGCAGGGAAAAGUUCGGUCUUGGAGGCAUUGACAGAGAUACCAUUUCCUCGGAAAGAUAAUCUGUGCACAAGAUUUCCCACCGAGAUUAUACUACGUCGUGGAGUGACAGAGAAUUUGCGCAUCAGAAUUAUCCCGGAUCGUAAGCGCUCCGCGGAGGAGCGAGCGGCUCUCAAUGAUUUUCACGAGACCGUUGUUGACCUACGGGAUCUGCCAGAAAUCAUGUCCAAAGCAACAAGCGCAAUGGGGUUGGAGGACAGCCAGGCUUCCAAUGGGCUACGGCGGGCGUUCGCUAUGGAUGUUCUGAUCGUCGAGAUCGAGGGUCCAACCAGGCCGCAGCUCACAGUGGUGGACCUCCCGGGGAUAAUCCAGGCAGAGACUAAAGAUGCAUCACAGGCGGAUGUUGACAUGACCGUGGAAAUUACAAAGUCAUACAUUUCGUCGCCCCGGACCAUUUGCUUAGCCGUUAUAUCGGCCGCCAACGACUAUGCCAAUCAACCGAUCUUGAAUUUAGUUCGUCAAUACGAUCCAAAGGGCGAGCGCACUUUGGGAAUCAUCACCAAACCCGAUCGACUUCCAGCAGGCUCAGAGACCGAGUCAAGCUUCUUCGAUCUAGCAAGCAAUGAAGACAUUGUAUUCGAUCUUGGCUGGCACAUGCUUAAAAAUAGGACUUUUGAAGAGGUAGCCUUUUCUAUUUCCGAGCGAAACGUAUCGGAGGAACUCUAUUUUCGAGACUCGGUGUUUCGCCGACUUGGGCCCAAUAGUGUGGGGAUCCAGGCAUUGGUAACCCGACUCAGCAGGUUGCUUUUUACCCAUAUUCACCAAGAGCUUCCUAGGUUACAUACAGACCUAGAAGAGGCGUUGUCACAAGCAAGAAGUGAAUUAGGCGCGAUAGGAAGGGCACGAACUAAUGCUGGAGAGUGCAGGAGUUAUUUAACAGAACUCAGCCUUGGUUUUCAUGAAGUCUGCAAAGCAGCGGUCAAUGGGUAUUAUGAAGGAGAAUAUUUCAGGGUUGAUAAAGAGCAGGUGCUUCAGAAAAACAGUUCAGACUCCAUCCGGCGCUUGAGGGCAGUUGUCCAACUCCGAAACAAAAUUUUUUCGGACGAAAUCCGCUUGAACGGUCACAAGUUUCAUGUUGUUAGUGCCGAGGUGGACAAUCAGGCCGCUUCAAUUCAGCCCGCACUGGACCAAGGAGUUGAGGAGGGUGAUGGGCAAUCCUGCUCUGAGGAGAUUCCGGCUAAAGAACCUGGGCCUUUCAGCCACAUUGAAGCUCCGGAGAAAGUUACACACGAUGACGCUAUACACUGGGUCAAUGGUGCCGUCACUCGAGCACGUGGAAGGGAGCUGCCAGGCAAUUUCAACCCUCUUGUGAUCGCGGAGCUUUUUUGGGAGCAGUCGUCGAAAUGGCAUCACUUUGGUGUUGCUCACAUUAGUCAAAUAUCUGAGCUCUGUCGCACCUUCCUUGAAUCUUUGUUGAGAGACAAAUGCCCCCAUGACAUUCUGCUUCGCCUGUGGCCAAAGAUUCAAGACUGGGUAAGAGCAAGGCGCAGGCUUGCCACGGAAGAAUUAGAGAAAAUUCUUGAGGAGACGAGGUCUUAUCCAAUCAACUACAAUCACUACUAUACCGACACGAUCAAGAAGCGCCAGGUUGAGAGACGGAAGGCGGAGCUAGAACGAUGCUUGGAACAUGCGACUCAGCACGUCGACAUGCCAGGAUGUAGUUCCGACCACACUUUCCCAAGUGUCAACGUGAGCUUAGCGAUGAAGGUCUACUCGGAGCGAAUGGACCCGGACAUGGACACGCACAGUUCAGAGUUAGUACUGGAUUGUCUUCGGGCUGUCUACAAGUUAUUGGAUGCCGAUAUUCUCGGCAUUGCCGCAGAGCCAGAGAGUACCAAAAAGGAGCGAGAAGUCCUGACCGAAAAGGUGCGAAUGUUGACUGAAGGGCAACUCAUACUCAGUGAGCUUAUGUCGAGUUUAUCGUGUUAA